GAGUCCUACCAGGAGAAAGCUUGGAGAAAAUUCAGGGAGCAACCAUUAGUCCCUAUUGGUACUCUUGUGACAUGCGGUGCACUUUUAAUGUCGGUGGUCAAAAUGAGACGCGGCGACUCCCAAUCACUGAACAACUGGCUACGUGUUCGCGUCAUUGCUCAAGGUGCAACUAUCGCUGCCGUCUGUGCAGGAACCUAUGUAAUGAGCUCGAAUGUCGGUGAUGAAACGAAACAGACCAGACAACUCGACGAGAUACAGGCACAUCGGGAAGCUCGUGCAGGCAGGGAGCGAAAAGAGUUCGAGGACCGUUUGAAGGAUGCGGAAAAGCAGUGGAAA
Molecule: messenger RNA, 336 nt
Organism: Suillus clintonianus
Lineage: Eukaryota; Fungi; Basidiomycota; Agaricomycetes; Boletales; Suillaceae
Product: hypoxia induced protein conserved region-domain-containing protein
Exons: 2
Source: RefSeq, a predicted model, not a curated record